Molecule: messenger RNA, 3760 nt
Organism: Oncorhynchus kisutch (coho salmon)
Lineage: Eukaryota; Metazoa; Chordata; Actinopteri; Salmoniformes; Salmonidae
Product: carbohydrate sulfotransferase 15
Exons: 7
Coding region: 148-1794 (548 amino acids)
Biological process (GO): hexose biosynthetic process
Molecular function (GO): N-acetylgalactosamine 4-sulfate 6-O-sulfotransferase activity
Source: RefSeq, a predicted model, not a curated record
GCCAGCCCACCACCCAGACCCCAACCACCCCACCACCACAGUGGGUCCUCAGACCUAGCCAGCCCACCACCCAGACCCCAACCACCCCACCACCACAGUGGGUCCUCAGACCUAGCCAGCCCACCAUCACCCCACCUCUCUGUCACCAUGACACACAUGGACUACGAAUACACCCUGUUGGGUUCCUCGAUGGAGGACUACAGGAAGAGACCUCCGAAGCCACAGGUGGACGACAGCCCCAUGAGCCUGUUCGCCGUGCUGGAGGUGAAACGCCACCCUCUCCAUCUCCACGGACCCUGUCCCCGGUGCACCCUGGGAUGUGGUACGAGCACCCUGACCUGCUUCAGGAAGGUUAAACUGUACAGCUUCCUGUUCGGCCUCGCCGUCAUGUUCCUCAUCAUGGCUUCCUAUAUCCUCACUGGGGACAAGAAGGGCCUCCUCUUGACCCCGUCCCCGUAUCAUUUCUCUACGGUGCCGAACUCGGGGUCCGGGACUGGGCUCUACCCCUUUAAUGUGUCUUCUGCCAAGGACUACGCUACCGUUAAACUGGUGGUGAAGAACAUAGCGUCCAAGGUGGAGUUCAGUACUACCAGACAGCUGCCAGAACGCGAGGCACUAAUGCACAGUGAGCCACAUAUGUUUUCCGUUAUCCCCCACAAGUUUCUUCCCAACGUCAAGAACCCUUGCUGGUACGAGGAGCACACUGGGAAUAUCAGCAUGGACCCUUACAGGACAAACCUUUACGCCCGCUACUCGCGCCGCUUCAGAACCGUGUUUGAGUACCUGAGGAAGGCUUUCCGGGAACACUUGUACCGCCGCGGGGGGAAAUACUACCGCAUUCGCUGCCUGCCUUACUUCUACAUCAUAGGCCAGCCUAAGUGUGGCACCACCGACCUGUACGACAGGCUGCAGCUCCAUCCGGAGGUCAGGUUCACCACCUUCAAAGAGCCUCACUGGUGGACCAGGAAGAGGUUUGGUAUAAUCCGUCUGAGUGAGGGGUUCCAUGACCGUUACCCAGUGGAAGACUAUUUGGAUCUGUUUGACCUGGCAGCCUAUCAGAUCCAAGACAACCUGAUGGGAAACGCCCACUCAGGAGCCCCAGAGCAACACAACAUCAUCAUAGGAGAGGCCAGUGCGUCCACCAUGUGGGACAACAAUGCCUGGGCGUAUUUCUAUGACAACUCGACUGAGGCGGAGGCGGAGCCACCCUUCCUCAUCCAGGACUUUAUCCACACCCUUCAGCCUGACGCAAGGUUCAUCGUCAUGCUCAGAGACCCUGUAGAGAGGUUGUACUCCGACUAUCUCUACUUUGGGAUCACUAAUAAGUCUGCGGAGGACUUCCAGGACAAGGUGUCCGAGUCUCUCCAGCUGUUUGAAGGGUGCCUGACAGAGUACACCAUGCGCUCCUGUGUGUACAACACUACGCUCAACAACGCCAUGCCAGUCAGGUUGCAGGUGGGCCUGUACAUAGUCUACAUACUAGACUGGUUGACAGUCUACAGUAGAGAACAGAUUCUGGUCCUUCGGCUUGAAGACCACGCCUCCAACAGGAAGUACACAAUGCACCAAGUCUUUGACUUCCUCAACUUGGGUCUGUUGACGGAGCAGAAGGAAGCAGAGAUCACUAAAAGUCCCGCCUCCAACACACGGCGGCCAGCGGAUAAGAACCUAGGACCCAUGCUCCCCGUAACCAAGGAGAUACUGAGGGACUUCUACACUCCGUUCAACAAGAAACUGGCCAAGGUGCUCCGCAACGACUCCUUCAGAUGGGACAACCAUUCAGAACUCAUAUAAAGACUUGUUUUAAUGGGGAACCAAUCAGAACUCAUGACAAUACUUGUUUUAAUGGGGAAGCCAUUCAGUACUCAUAUAAACAACUGUUUUAAUGGCGAAGCCAUUCAGUACUCAUAUAAACACCUGUUUUAAUGGGGAAGCCAUUCAGUACUCAUAUAAACACCUGUUUUAAUGGGGAAGCCAUUCAGUACUCAUAUAAACACCUGUUUUAAUGGCGAAGCCAUUCAGUACUCAUAUAAACACCUGUUUUAAUGGGGAAGCCAUUCAGUACUCAUAUAAACACCUGUUUUAAUGGGGAAGCCAUUCAGUACUCAUAUAAACACCUGUUUUAAUGGGGAAGCCAUUCAGUACUCAUAUAAACAACUGUUUUAAUGGGGAAGCCAUUCAGUACUCAUAUAAACACCUGGUUUAAUGGGGAAACCAUUCAGAACUCAUAUAAACACCUGUUUUAAUGGGGAAACCAUUCAGUACUCAUAUAAACACCUGGUUUAAUGGGGAAGCCAUUCAGUACUCAUAUAAACACCUGGUUUAAUGGGGAAGCCAUUCAGUACUCAUGGACUUGUUUUAAUGGGGAAACCAUUCAGUACUCAUAUAAACACCUGUUUUAAUGGGGAAGCCAUUCAGUACUCAUAUAAACACCUGUACCCACUAAGUUACAGUUAAUGGGGAAGCCAUUCAGUACUCAUAUAAACACCUGUUUUAAUGGGGAAGCCAUUCAGUACUCAUAUAAACACCUGUUUUAAUGGGGAAGCCAUUCAGUACUCAUAUAAACAACUGUUUUAAUGGGGAAGCCAUUCAGUACUCAUAUAAACACCUGUUUUAAUGGGGAAACCAUUCAGUACUCAUAUAAACACCUGGUUUAAUGGGGAAGCCAUUCAGUACUCAUAUAAACACCUGGUUUAAUGGGGAAACCAUUCAGAACUCAUAUAAACACCUGUUUUAAUGGGGAAGCCAUUCAGUACUCAUGGCAGGACUUGUUUUAAUGGGGAAACCAUUCAGUACUCAUAUAAACACCUGGUUUAAUGGGGAAGCCAUUCAGUACUCAUAUAAAGACUUGUUUUAAUGGGGAAGCCAUUCAGUACUCAUAUAAACACCUGUUUUAAUGGGGAAGCCAUUCAGUACUCAUAUAAACACCUGUUUUAAUGGGGAAACCAUUAAGUACUCAUAUAUCCCAGUCAAUGUUCCAUCUACAUUUUUUGGAGCACUGUGCAAAUUUCAGGUCUGCUGAGCGCAAAAUGUAACUUUGUGAAAAUUCUGUGCAACUUCCAGCGUGUGUUCACUGUGAACACUGAGGCUGUACCCACUUAAGUUCCAGUUUUACUGUGAACACUGAGGCUGUACCCACUUAAGUUACAGUUUUACUGUGAACACUGAGGCUGUACCUGCUUUCAGUUACAGUUUUACUGUGAACACUGAGGCUGUACCCACUAAGUUACAGUUUUACUGUGAACACUGAGGCUGUACCCACUAAGUUACAGUUUUACUGUGAACACUGAGGCUGUACCUGCUUUCAGUUACAGUUUUACUGUGAACACUGAGGCUGUACCCACUAAGUUACAGUUUUACUGUGAACACUGAGGCUGUACCUGCUUUCAGUUACAGUUUUACUGUGAACACUGAGGCUGUACCUGCUUUCAGUUAGUUUUAACAGUGGCCCAAGUAGGCUACUGUGGAUAUCAUAAUGUAGGUCUACCUUCAAAAACAAUGGAGAAAAUGCAUCCCAUAAUAUUUUAACAUGGAAAUAGCUGUUCUAUCAUUCAGCCUACAGUAGCAGCCAAUGUGUGGUGUUCAAUGCAGAUCUACAUUCCAUCAGACUAUUGAAGAAAAAGAAAACAUGCAGUAUUUGACCUUUAACCUGUUUAUCCAUUUGUCCUUUAGACAUGGAGGUGACUGAAAAUGUUGUUGUGUUGUUUGAUGCAAGAAACCACUUCACAAAAUAAAAUCCAUUAUUCUUCCCUUACCAUUA